Molecule: messenger RNA, 2071 nt
Organism: Helianthus annuus (common sunflower)
Lineage: Eukaryota; Viridiplantae; Streptophyta; Magnoliopsida; Asterales; Asteraceae
Exons: 2
Coding region: 119-1960 (613 amino acids)
Source: RefSeq, a predicted model, not a curated record
CAACACAUCUUCAUUUGCUCUAUCUUCCCAAUUCUCUUUUCAUUUCAUUUCUUGUUUACUUUUGUGUCUGUUUCUUCUCAUACUAUUUUUUACUAGAAAAAGAAACAAAAAACUUAAGAUGUUUGAGCACGAACAUCCCUUAAAUCUUACAGAUUUGUGGUCGGAACAACUGCAACGUAAAGAAGAUUAUGAAGAAGACGAGGAGAACGAGGAUGAAGUAGAUGCAAAACAAGACUUCCGAUGUUUUUGUUCCCGGUGUUAUGAAGAAAUCAACUGGUUCCAUAGGUAUUACUACUCUUGUUCUACAUGUAGUGAUUAUUCUGUACAUAAAUUUUGUGCAGAGCUUCCCGAAAGAUUGGAAGACAUUUGUGAGGUUGGUCAUACUCUUGGCUUCUACCUAUUUAACAACGAUUGGUGGUGUGAUAUUUGUCGUCGAUUUAGUAAGCCUAGAGAGCUACUUUACCGUUGUAAUCUUUGUGCUUUUAAUGUUGAUGCAAAUUGUGCUAAAAAAAGGCUACAAAACAAUAUCAUCUAUCAUCCUAGCCACAAACACCCACUAGUUCGCAUCCCUAGACAAUUUUUAGGUGAGUGUGAUGCAUGCGGGAAAGAGCAUAAAGGGCUCUUUUAUCAUUGUCCCACGUGUGCUAGUUCUCAAUUCAUUCAUAGUGAUUGUGCUUUUCUACCGAAAAAAUUGCAAAUCCAACAUAUGACAAAUGAUAUCUUCUCCCAUAUUCAUCCUCUCACCCUUGCUUAUUCCUUUCCAAAAACGGAUAUAGAAUCCAAAAGAUACCCACGGUGUAGGGUAUGCCAUCUCGGGUUUUCUUCUAGUUCACAUCUUUGGCUGUAUAAAUGCGAGAAAUGCAGAUACUAUACCCAUCUAGAUUGCGCAACAUCUCCAGCUACAGACAAAAUGAUUAAAAACUAUGACGAUGUUGAACACCCUGAUCUUCUUCAUCUUCCAUUUCCUGAUCCAUCUUAUAGCAUACUAAAACACUUGUUUUUCAAGGAAAGUGGAUCAGAAACACAUGAAGUUAGUCAUCAACACCCACUCAUUCUGGAAGAUAGCCCCACCUCUUCAAGAAUAUCCUACCAUGACCCAACAAAGAGGAUUGAAACUUUGUGCAAUGGAUGUUUAAGGCCAAUUACGAGUAGGCCAGUUUACGUGUGUUCUAAUGAGGAGGGGGAGCAUUGCAACUUUGUGCUCCACGAGUGGUGCUCCCGACUGCCUAUUGAACUAAAAGACCACCCUCAUCACCCACAACACCCCCUGAUUCUCCAUUCAAAAAUCAUUGGUAAGUUUUUCGGGGUCUUCAUUUGUGAUCUUUGCUGGUUACCUUGCAAUGGAUUUGCUUAUUGUUGUGUCGAAUGCGAUUACUACAUCGAUGUUAAUUGUGCAUUUGUACCUAAAGAAAUCACUCACAAAUCUCACCCGAAUCACCUCCUUACAUUAAAUAGUAGUCGUCGUUCAUUCAUUUGCCAUACUUGUGAUGACUUUGGAAUACACUUGACGAGGGCUUUGUUGAUACCAGAGACAACUACACACAAGUGUGACAAGCAUCCUAUGAAGCUAAGUUACUUUCCCAGUGAGAACCAUAUGGGUGACUAUUUUUGUGAAAUUUGUGAGGAGGAGUUUGAUCCCAAGUAUACAUUCUAUCAUUGUCGUGAGUGUAUGCAGUCUAUGCAUACAGCUUGUGCUCCGUCAAUACUUCGGUAUGAAACAUAUGACAAAUAUGCUGGAUAUGGAGACGUUCAUCGCUAUGUAAAUGUGAAAUUUGGGGGCACAUAUAACAAUACUGAAGCGCAUCCACACCCUCUUUCAUUCGAUCAAGGAGUUGAAAGCGAUGGUCAAUGUGGCAAGUGUGGUCGCAGUCUCCAUUACGAGAUGAUCUUUAAGUGUUUAACUUGUGAGUUUGUAAUUUGCUACGAUUGUAUGAAGCGUCUUUGUAAAGAAAAAAACUAAGCUAUUUGUUUUCUCAUCAAGUAAUUAGGUGACCGACCACACACGUUGACGUUAUAGUUGAAGCCUUUUCUGUUUAAUCUUUUCUUCUUUUAUAUACAAAACGAAUUGAAG